UUAAAAAACAGCAUCUUCUAGAUUCAUCAUGAAGCUCUAUUUGGGAAUUCUUGCUUUUCUUCUUGUGGCCUUUGAAAACACCAAAGACCAAGUCUGGUGGGGCCCAAUAGGAGAGUGGAAUAAACCAGGACAAAGACUUCCACUACCACGACGACAACCACCAAAACGAAAUUAAUAUACUAUUAGAACUUUCCAACCGAGAGGACGGGGCCACAACAAAAGCGUGUCUGUAGUGUUCGGUAAAGAGAAGCAUCAAUACCUGAACAGAGUACAUUUGUCGACCCUUUGCAGAUAGAAAAAAAUUAUAAGCAAAUUCUUGCAGAUGUAAAAUCCGAAUUUUGUUUUAAGUCGAUCUUAUUAAAUUUUUAGCAUAACAUUUAAAGAGACAAGUCUCUCAACCUGCGAAAAAAAUGAGAAAUAAUAAUAGUUGAAAGUAAAUGUUUACUUAAAUUAGUAUUUUCUCCACAUCUUCAUUUACGAACUUACUCAAUCAAAAUGAGGAUUUCUUUUUAUUUUAGGAAAACUUCAUAAUAUUUAUGGUGGGCUCAUUUAUAGAGACCAUAUUCCGGUCUUUAUUUUAAAAAAUAAAAUACUUUCAUACAAGGCUUAUACGAAUCUUGGUUCUUGUCAUGCUUCCAAAUUGUAAAACAUAGUUGUUUUGAAAUAAUUGCAGUUAAUUUUUAACUUGUUUCCUAUAUCUGAAAUCUGUCGCAAAUACCGAGUCAGUUCUUUCUAGCUACAAAGUGACUGUGAAAAUGCGAGUCUACAUAUAUCACAUGCGCCCGGUGCUGUUCCUUUUUUACAUGAUUGAAACAAUGGUCAACAUGUUCGUGAUCUUCGUGCAUCUGAAAGGAUGGACUAGGAUCGACAACUUAGGACACCACUUGUAUCUGGUUUUCUGUUACAUAUUUACGGUGCUGACACUCUUUGCCUCCAUAAACCUGUGCACCGGAAACCAUACUUCGAUCGUCGAGGAGGUGGUUCGUCCGCUUGCAGGAUUCAUCGUCUACACGGUCUGCUCAUUGAUGAUACUGCGCGAUGCCGAGUCGGACUUCUAUAUUCUGUACGCCGAUACAAAGCCGGAGGAUCUGAUCCUGCCGGAGAAGCCACUGCAUCCGUACUUUCAGUAUAUGCGCGCCCAGGCGACGUCCACCUUGGUGGCCAGUCUGAUCUAUCUGCUGCACUGCCUCAUCGCGGUGGAUGUCCUGCUGUCGAACGAGGACUCUGAUGACGAGCGGGAGACCUCUGACGAACUUGCCGAGGAGUUGGAUUACGUGCCGGUGCGUUUGUACGUCCUCGGGGGCACAGUUCAGCACUGGCUGGAACAGUUCGAGUGGUUCCAGGACUUCACCACCAGUGGAAUUAAAGUAAUCUGAUCUUUUGACACUAGAAGCUCUCAAAGCUCAGAAAUAAAAAAAAUAACUAAGAGUUUA
Messenger RNA from Drosophila elegans, 1433 nucleotides. RefSeq lists its product as uncharacterized. NCBI's taxonomy places the organism in Eukaryota, Metazoa, Arthropoda, Insecta, Diptera, Drosophilidae. The coding region runs from base 756 to 1376 and encodes 206 amino acids. The transcript has a single exon. The record is from RefSeq and is a predicted model, not a curated record.